This is a messenger RNA of Capra hircus (goat), 5049 nucleotides long. RefSeq names its product protein phosphatase 1 catalytic subunit beta (gene PPP1CB). Gene Ontology annotation, molecular function: protein serine/threonine phosphatase activity. Gene Ontology annotation, biological process: circadian regulation of gene expression; regulation of circadian rhythm. Bases 205 to 1188 code for a protein of 327 amino acids. Gene Ontology annotation, cellular component: nucleus; cytoplasm. The record is from RefSeq and is a predicted model, not a curated record. Lineage: Eukaryota; Metazoa; Chordata; Mammalia; Artiodactyla; Bovidae. The transcript is spliced from 9 exons.
AGGAGGUGGCGGCGGCGGCGGCUGGGUCUGACGCGGCCCGGUUCGUGGGGGGCUCCGCUUGUUUAUUUAUUUAUUUAUCGUGGGUGCCUCCGAGUGUGUGCGAGCUCCGCAGCUAGGUGAGGGCACGCCGAGCGGUCGCCGCAGACUCCGCCGCCGAGAAGCCCUUGUUCCCGCUGCCGGGAAGGAGCGUCUGGUGCCGACAAGAUGGCGGACGGGGAGCUGAACGUGGACAGCCUUAUUACCCGACUGCUGGAGGUACGAGGAUGUCGUCCAGGAAAGAUCGUACAGAUGACUGAAGCAGAAGUUCGGGGCUUAUGUAUCAAGUCUCGGGAGAUCUUUCUCAGCCAGCCUAUUCUUUUGGAAUUGGAAGCACCACUGAAAAUCUGUGGAGAUAUUCAUGGACAGUAUACAGAUUUACUGCGAUUAUUUGAAUAUGGGGGUUUCCCCCCAGAAGCCAACUAUCUUUUCUUAGGAGAUUAUGUGGACAGAGGAAAGCAGUCUUUGGAAACAAUCUGCUUGCUAUUGGCAUAUAAAAUCAAAUACCCAGAAAACUUCUUUCUCUUAAGAGGAAACCAUGAGUGUGCUAGCAUCAAUCGCAUUUAUGGAUUCUAUGAUGAAUGCAAACGAAGAUUUAAUAUUAAGUUGUGGAAGACCUUCACUGACUGUUUCAACUGUCUGCCUAUAGCUGCCAUUGUGGAUGAGAAGAUCUUCUGUUGUCAUGGAGGACUGUCACCAGACCUGCAAUCUAUGGAGCAGAUACGGAGAAUUAUGAGACCCACUGAUGUCCCUGAUACAGGUUUGCUCUGUGAUUUGCUGUGGUCUGACCCAGAUAAGGAUGUGCAAGGGUGGGGAGAAAAUGAUCGUGGUGUUUCCUUCACUUUUGGAGCUGACGUAGUCAGUAAAUUUCUGAAUCGGCAUGAUUUAGACUUGAUUUGUCGAGCUCAUCAGGUUGUGGAAGAUGGAUAUGAAUUCUUUGCUAAGCGACAACUGGUAACCCUGUUUUCAGCCCCAAAUUACUGUGGCGAGUUUGAUAAUGCUGGUGGAAUGAUGAGUGUGGAUGAAACUUUGAUGUGUUCAUUUCAGAUAUUGAAACCGUCUGAAAAGAAAGCUAAGUACCAAUAUGGUGGACUGAAUUCAGGACGUCCUGUCACUCCACCUCGAACAGCUAAUCCACCGAAGAAAAGGUGAAGAAAGGAACUCUGUAAAGAAACCAUCCAAUUUGUUAAGGACAUACUUCAUAAUCUUUAAGUGUGCACUGUAAAACCAUCCAGCCAUUUGACACCCUUUAUGAUGUCACACCUUUAACUUAAGGAGACGGGUAAAGGAUCUUAAAUUUUUUUCUAAUAGAAAGAUGUGCUACACUGUAUUGUAAUAAGUAUACUCUGUUAUAAUAUUCAACAAAGUUAAAUCCAAAUUCAGAAUUACCCAUUAAAGUUACAUCUUCACGUAUCACAGUUUUUAAAGCUGAAAAGCAUCCCAGUUAAACUAGAUGUGAUAGUUAAACCAGACGAAAGCAUGAUGAUCCAUCUGUGUAAUGUGGUUUUAGUGUUGCUUGGUUGUUUAAUUAUUUUGGGCUUGUUUUGUUUCUGUUUGUUUGUUUUUGCUGAAAUAAUGGCAAAUUCUUUAAAUUUUUUCCCCAAACAUUUAAAAAAGUGCAAUGUGGGAAGAUUUUUGAAGACAUUCAUCAACUAUUAAUUUUCCAUUGCUUAUUUACUUAUGUACCUGUUUGAUCUUACUAAGAAAACUUAUGCCUCAUUACAGUAAAAAGGAAUUUAGAGAUAUUUUUUAAAAUACGCAAACUGUCCAAUCGAGUGAUUUAAUCAGUUUGGGCAACUGUUACAGCUGAUAGUGAAUAUUUUGCUUCAUACAGAAAUGGCCACUGAUUUGAGUUUGUGCACUCUAAUUUUAACUUAUUGAUGCUCUAUUGUGCAGUAGCAUUUCAUUUAAGAUAAGGCUCAUUUAGUAUACCCAACUAGUUGGUAAUGUGAUUAUGUGGUACCUUGGCUUUAGGUUUUAAUUCGCACGAAACACCUUUUUGGCAUGCUUAACUUUCUGGUAACACCCUCACCUGCAUUGGUUUUGUUUUUUUGGGUUUUUUUUUUUUUGUUCUUCUUGUUUUUUGUUUUUAGAUCCACAGAACAUGAGAAUCCUUUUUUGACAAGCCUUGGAAAGCUGACACUAUUUUUUCUCCCUCUGUACGAAGGAUGUAUUUAUAUGAAUGCUGGUCAGUGGGACAUUUGUCAACCAUGGGUAUUGGGUGCUUGACUGUCUAAUAUUGCCAUGUGAAUGUUGUAUACGAUUGUAAGGCUUAUGUCACUAAAGAUUUUUAUUCUGAUUUUUCAUGAUCGAAAUUCAUAUGAUAUUGUAUAGACAUGCUUUGUAGUGAACUAUAGUAGCAAUAAUUUCUGUACAUGAUCAAGGGUUUAUUGCAGCCUUUCUUUUCCUGUUCUCUUUUUUUUAAGGGUAGUGUUAACAAGUGACAGGAGUAGAAGAGUCAACAUAAAGAUUUUAGGAGAACUUACAGGACACCAAUUCAUAAUUCUUUGGGUGCAACACUUUUGGAUGUGAUUCUAAAAGCUAUUAUUGAGCAUUGUCAAAUUUGUAAGCUUCAUAGGGAUGGACAUCAUAUUUAUAAAUGCCCUCCUAUAAGUGCUACCAUAGAUGUGAAAUUCUUGACCUUAAUAUCGUCUUUGAAAAUGUAAAUUGAGAAUUCUAUUAACUUACAUCUUAAGAAUUGGCGUAUUGUAUUACUGCAGGAGAUUUGAUUUUCAGCACAGUGCAAAGUUCUAUCAAAUGCAUAUGUCUUCUUUUUUUCUAAUGCCAUUUUGUUUUAAAGCACAUUUUAAAUGUAGUUUUCUCAUUAGUAAAAGUUGUCUAAUUGAUAUGAAGCCUGACUGGUUAUUUUAGUCCUUUUUUUUCCUUUACAGUGAAACAUUUAAACACAUUUUAUUCAAAUAGAUUUUUAAUAUCUUUCAUGCUGAAUUGGUUCUUUUUAAAAACUGUUCAUAUACUGCUUAUGAUAUAUUUGGUCAAACAGGCUUUUAUCUAAUGUGAUUUAAAUAUCUUCCCAACUGAAGAGUAAGUUGAACAAUUUUUAAUAGAAUUUUAGCUGUACUCUUAGUAGUCACAGUGUGAAGGGGGUCUAGAAAAUAAGCCUUUGGGAGGAAACAAAGGCUUAUUUAUCUUAGUAUUAGUCAAAACACAUUAAUUUGAAUCCUCUAUACUGAGUUUUUAUAAUAAUUUAGUCAGGUUAAUACUGAAUAGUCACUAAUUAAGCAAAUUAAUAUUGGUCAUUGAAUUUGAAGAAUGGAAAUUUAUCACAUUUUAAAAUUCAGUCUUCAAACCACUUUUAACAGCUUCUUUUCAUAUACUGUGUUCAUUACAAAUAUUAUUUGCUUGGUAACACUGUUACUUAAAAUAAAUAAAACUUUGUUUCUUAGGAGAAGAGUAUCAAAAAUUUAGUGUCACUAAUUUCUAUUGUGCUUCCCUGUCACUAAUUUAUGUCGUUUUUCCUCUCUGAAUUUUAAUAAUUUUCUAUAUUCAAAUUUAUCUUUAUUCUAAAUGUCAUGACAUUCAUAGUCACUGAACACACUAGAUAGCUGUGAUAAUAUGAUGGAUCACAUGGAUUAUGUUGGUCAGUUUCUGUUCUUGAAUGGAAAGAAUCAACUACAAAUAUUUGAAGCUUUAGCAUUCACUAUUUAAAUUUUGCCUAGGGAACAGUUUUAAUCAUGAUCAGCAAGACUGGUUUGUUCAAAAUGUUGGGUCAAAAUACCUGCAAGCAGAAUUUAAAGUUUAAAAAAAGUGACUAAUUGGAAGUAUGAGAGGUUAUAGGCCUUUUAAAAAAAAUUCGUCUGAGGGAAAACCGGGAGUAUCUUGAGAUGUCUUUUAAGAAUAUGUAAAUGUAUAUUAUUAAUAUAUUGAGCCCAAGAACUUAAAUAUAUCUCCAUUUAUAAGUUCAGAUACAUUCCUUUUUCUCUUUGGCAACUCUAACUUUUAAACCAGAAAAAAACCCCAAUUUUUUUCUUUUGCAUUCUAAAAAUGUGUUUAGAUAAGAAGGAAAAUAGGCAGGGUUACUCUAACCUUGCUACUGUGACUUAAUCCACUUCUUCUGUUCCUUGUAAAUCCGUCCAUGAAUAAAAAGUGUGCCUGAAAAGAUACUUAACAGCCUCACUGUACCAGUUGCCUGACAUAGAAAUACUGUGUCUCUCUUUGCUAAUAGAGUUUAGUGUUUUAUAACUUCCGUAAACAGCUAAAAAGUGGUUAAAAGGAGUGUAAAGUGACAGCAUACCUUGCAAAGUGAACAGUAGUUAAGUAAGACACAAGUUGAUUCCAUGUAAGUACAUACUUUAAAGUUUUAUUAUCUUUAUUCUCUUUAUAAUGUUUCAACAAAAGUGAAAUUUAGAUGCAAUGUAGAAAUUUUGAUCUCUUGUUCAAGUUUUACCUAUACAUUUGAAUGCCAGAAUUUCUAAAUAAAUCCAUUGAUCAGAAAAUUUUUUUAAGUCAAAACUUAAUUUCUUCAGCUACCACCUCUUCUUAUAUUGGUUGACUUAUUAAAUCAUAACAUUCUUUAUUUUCUCAUUGUUACUUUCUUUACAAGUGGUCAGUAUUUUAUUAAACCUUAUUUUUACAUUGUUGUUUCAUUACUUAGUCGUGUUCAGCUCUCUGUGACCCCAAGGACUCUAGUGCUCCAGGCUCUUCUGUCCAUGGGAUUUUCCAGGCAAGAAUACUGGAGUGGGAUGCAAUUUCCUUCUCCAGGGGAUCUCUGCCCCCCCCCCCCCGACCAGGGAUUGAACCCAGAUCUCCUUCAUUGCAGGUGGAUUCUUUACUGUCUGAGCCACCAGGGAAACACUUAUUUUUUGUUCUACUUUAUUCUCAAGUAGCCAUAAAUCUUUGCUGUUUUUCUCUUAGGGAUCUUUGCCAACUAAUGUGACAAAAUCUUACUUGUAACACACAUUAUUUGGGGUAUCAGUAGUGUGGAAGCUUAUAAGUGUGUUGUGCGGUCUGUGUUGUACAUAUGUGAAACAGUGAGAAUAAACUGCCUGAAGCUCA